Messenger RNA from Mucor velutinosus, 1137 nucleotides. It is a transcript of the gene GYP5, whose product is annotated as GTPase-activating protein. The transcript has 2 exons. Lineage: Eukaryota; Fungi; Mucoromycota; Mucoromycetes; Mucorales; Mucoraceae. The record is from RefSeq and is a predicted model, not a curated record. Bases 1 to 1137 code for a protein of 378 amino acids.
AUGACUACAUUUUUUGAAAACCCACACUACUACUCUAGCCAAAUCAAAUUGGAAGAGCCCAGUAUACUGCCAUCAUCUUUACAACAACAACAGCAACAACAACAACAACCACAACAACCACAGCAGCAGCAGCCAUCCCACCAAGAUGAUUUUCAAGAUUUCUUUGUUGCCUACAGAUCAUCACCGACAGAUUUGUGCAGAAACGUCGACUAUUGGAAAUUUGCAGUAUCCCAGAUGCAGCAGCACAUUUUUAAUACGAGCAGUGCAACCUACUCAUCGCCCGAAGCCUACUUCUUGAAGAAAACUAAAAAGAACACAUCGGUUGCCAAAGACUUGCUUGCAAUGAUCAAUGACAAUGGCACAUUUCGAUUCAAUUGCGACCCAAUGUGUGCUUCAGAUCCACUUACAUACCGCAGACACAGAUCUGAGAAUCUGCUGCUGCGUAUGAUUCAUUGCAGAGACUUGGAUAUGAACCAAAUCUCUCUGAUGCGACUGUCCAAAGGCGUCUUUGUCCAUCAAAAGUGGCAAUCCAGCGUCCCUCAACCCUCUCCCACAUUGUCUUGCAUUGAAGAGGUGAUGGCGAAUGAUUUCAUUGAUACACAAGACGAAGCUCCCAUUGAUACAUUUCAGUUUGGCAAUGCAUGUCAUAUGAUUAAUAACCUGACAAGCUCCUGCUACGACAUGUUCAUUCCCUACAGCUACACAUUUGGCGCAAGAUAUACAAACCCAUAUAACAAUGCGAGUGAUCUCGUCAUUCGUGGCAAAUUACCCUUGUGGUGUCAAACGCUGUUCUUGUCAAACUGUAUAAAGCAAACAGAGCCUGUUCAAGCACAUGUCCCUCGAUCGGGCCUCUUCCCAUUUGCACCUCAAAUCACUGUUACAUUCAAGCCUUUAAUACAAGAUGAAACAGAUGCCAUCAUGCCUGAAUUGACCGUCUUAUACGAGCGUUUCACUAUGGAGGACAUGGACGCAUUUUCUUUCCCUGAGCUCACGGAUGAAGAAUUGGAACUGACAUGGCCUGAAAGAAAGAAGCAAGUCUAUCAAAGAAUCCUUGUCUGCGAUAUUCCUGAUGACUUGGCCAAGAUAUUGAGUGAUAUGGCUACCAUUUGGGCCGCAAGCAAAGGAUUAAUGCUUUGA